Messenger RNA from Diatraea saccharalis (sugarcane borer), 781 nucleotides. NCBI's taxonomy places the organism in Eukaryota, Metazoa, Arthropoda, Insecta, Lepidoptera, Crambidae. The record is from the annotation of a GenBank genome assembly.
CUGCGAGUUGGGAAUACGACUCAGAGACGCUUACACACUAUUAAUGCCCAAUCCGACACACAUUUGGCCGGUUUUAUCGAGAUCUGCACCUGGCGGAUUUAUAAUACCUCCGUUCGAUGGAGCGUCAUCAUGGUCUGCUUAUAAAAUCCAGUUCCACACGAUCAUGGAAGCAAAUGGCUGGACUAAGAAGCAAACACGGACUGCACUAGCACUUAGUCUACGCGAUUCAGCUUUGACUGUCCUGGGGACAAUAGCUAAAGACGACAAAUUGACCUACGACAAAUUGAUGGAAGCACUGGAAGUACGAUAUGUUGACGAGCACCUAAAAUAUGUGUUUCGAGUUCAAAUAAAGGACCGAGUCCAGCGGAGAGGUGAAAUCUUCAGCAGUGAGCUCUGGAGAUUGAGAAAUUCGUCUGGAAAGCAUAAGGAAUCAUCCUUGAAUGAACUACCCUUGAGUGGCCAGAUGGAUUGUGUUCGUAAUAGAACAAGUUGCAAGUCUCGAGGAGACCUUGUGUUGAAAGCUGCAAACACUGUACCAAACAAGAAGCGAAGGAGCCAGGCACGUAAGGUUGUUAAGGACGGAUUCAGUGAGGAAUGGAGGGAUUCUCUAUCGAAGGCGCAAGAAGAUGACAAGGAUUUACGACCAAUUGUCGAGUGUUAUAAGGCUAAUUCACCGGGGCCUAAAUGGAGUAAAGUGGCUGCAAUGAGCCCAGUCACAAAAAGUUAUUGGGCACAAUGGGAUAGCCUGGUUAUACAAGACGAAAUACAGUGCCUUAAAUGA